AUGCACAUCGGCCACCGAAUUCUCCAACCUAAAAUCAGCAUCUGUUUCUCUACGAAUAAUGUUUCUGUUAUAGAUGGGUUGUUUGAAAUAUCAAAACCGGUGGAUUUACCUAGCUCGUGGGAUUAUGGAGGUGGACCUUCGGCUGCUAACGUGGAUAGUCAAAGUACUCCUAGCAUUAAUACAGUGGUCAAUGAUGCUUCCAUUCUUUCGUAUGCUGAUAAGGUUAAAAUGCAAAAGCCGCUGAAAAGAGAGGUUAACUUCAGAAAACUUGACGCUACAGAGACGGUUAAGGAUGCAGAUAUUCUUAUUCCUCGUGAGGUAAUCCAAAAGGUUCAGGAUAAGUUUGAUAAUGUAUUGUAUGGAUAUUUCUUGGGCAAUCGGUUACCGUUUCCUGUUGUGGAAUACUAUGCAAAAAACGUUUGGGCUAAACAUGGGUUUGCUAAGAUCAUGAUGAAUGUUGAAGGGUUCUUCUUUUUCAAGUUUGAUUCUAAGGAGGGGAUGAUGAAAGUGCUUGAAGGAGGGCCGUGGUUAAUUAGGAAAAUUCCUCUCUUCUUGAAUGUUUGGUCGCCUUCGGUCAGUCUCAAAAAAGAAUGCAUUAAGUCAGUUCCGAUUUGGGUGAAACUCCAUAAUGUUCCUAUUGCUAUUUACACGGAUGAUGGGCUAAGUUUAUUAGCGUCUAAGUUGGGCACCCCUAAACGGUUGGAUGGUUAUACGGCUGAUAUGUGUGUUGAUAAUUGGGGGAGAAGUAGUUUUGCUCGUGCAUUAAUUGAGAUUAGUGCGGAUAAUGAUUUAAAAGAAUAUAUUACGGUUGCUAUCCCUAAGCUUGUAGAGGAUGGGUAUGUUACUCAUAAGGUGAAGGUCGAAUACGAAUGGAAACCUCAGAGAUGCUCGACUUGUUGUGUUUUUGGUCAUAGUGAUCAAUCCUGUCCUAAGAAUGUAGUUCCAAAAGCUAAGCAGGUUGUUAUUGAUGAUGAGGGUUUCGUAACUGAUGAGAGGAAAGUGGCUAGAAAACGUGUUUUACAAAAGAAACAGAGGGCAAACUUUGUGUACAGGCCGAAAAUAGGAAACUCGGGUGCGAGCACUUCAGGCACAAAGGAUGACAAACCGGAUUCUAGUGUGAAGGCCAAUGUAGUGACUAAUAACCCAUUUGAAGUUUUGUCUAAAUCGGAGGGGGGUGCGGAUAUCCCUCCUGGUAAUGUGAAGUCUUCGGAGCCAAAAGUGGUUGGUCCUAGUAGUCCAUAUGAGGACUAUGAGGACGAAGUCGUUGAGGUUGUGCCAACGGAAAUGUCGAAAUUUAUGAGCAACACGUCGCUUGGAAGCAAUGCUGAGGGGGCAAGCACUCCCGGUUUUAAGGGUUUACAUGGAUAG
This is a messenger RNA of Helianthus annuus (common sunflower), 1368 nucleotides long. RefSeq lists its product as uncharacterized. NCBI's taxonomy places the organism in Eukaryota, Viridiplantae, Streptophyta, Magnoliopsida, Asterales, Asteraceae. The transcript has a single exon. The record is from RefSeq and is a predicted model, not a curated record. The coding region runs from base 1 to 1368 and encodes 455 amino acids.